AUGAACGUCAGUACCAGUGCUCUUGGUGUGAGAAGAAGAAAGGCCACCUCUCAGAAUAUAGACGAUGAGGAGAACGCCGCCCUUUUGAAGUUGGGUCCCGAGUUCCAACUCAAGCAGAUCACCAACAGUGGCGAGGAAGAGCAGUUGAUUGCGUUGAACUUGUCGGAAGCAAGAUUAUUGAUCAGAGCAGCAUUGAAGGAGAGAAAGAACAAGAACUCCAAGAACAGGGAGUUUGAAGAGGACGACGAAGAAAACGAAAAGGAAGACGAAAUAGAAAACAUGAACUUGGCAGGACCUAACUCGAACGAAAUAAUGCACAAAACCUUGAACUACUUGUCGAACUUCGCCCGGUACAAGAACUCGUCCUCCACUGAGACGGUGGAGAAGUUGUUGAAUGACUUCAGUGCCCUGGUAGCCGAGCCCUUGCACCCAUUCGAGUUGGCGCAGUUGGGCACGCUUGAAUGCGAAGACGCUGAAGAAGCCAAGUCCUUGAUUCCCAGUCUUGCCAACAAGGUGUCGGACGUCCAAUUGCAGUCGUUGCUCACUGAGUUAAGAAAAUACCAGACCUUGUCUUAG
Molecule: messenger RNA, 576 nt
Organism: Suhomyces tanzawaensis NRRL Y-17324
Lineage: Eukaryota; Fungi; Ascomycota; Pichiomycetes; Serinales; Debaryomycetaceae
Gene: RPB4
Product: DNA-directed RNA polymerase II subunit
Exons: 1
Coding region: 1-576 (191 amino acids)
Biological process (GO): mRNA export from nucleus in response to heat stress; transcription initiation at RNA polymerase II promoter; positive regulation of translational initiation
Cellular component (GO): P-body; RNA polymerase II, core complex
Molecular function (GO): translation initiation factor binding; nucleotide binding
Source: RefSeq, a predicted model, not a curated record